Messenger RNA from Mucor mucedo, 829 nucleotides. RefSeq names its product signal peptidase 22kDa subunit. The transcript has 6 exons. Lineage: Eukaryota; Fungi; Mucoromycota; Mucoromycetes; Mucorales; Mucoraceae. Gene Ontology annotation, biological process: protein targeting to ER. Gene Ontology annotation, cellular component: membrane; signal peptidase complex. The record is from RefSeq and is a predicted model, not a curated record. Bases 218 to 766 code for a protein of 182 amino acids.
UGGCGUACAACAAAUAGAUCAAGCCUCAUUGUUCGUUCCUCCCAAAACGCUCCGCCACCUUUUUUUUUUUUUAUUUAUUUAUUUAUUUUUGGAAUGACACAGGCAAAGGAAACCUUGCCACGUCGUAUUAGAGCGCCGCAAAGAAAUUUUGGCAAAAAAAAAUUAAAUUAUACGCACGAAAUUCCCCUUUUUUUUCUUUAUAUAAUCUAACUCCUCAAUGUAUAAUUUGCAACAGAGAGUGAACAAUGUAUUUUCAUUUGCGGUGUCUGUCAUUGGUACAGUAUUGGCGGUCAUUGCCUUGAUUUCUGCCAUCACCGGUUAUGGAUCCGUCACCAACAGCAUCUCUGUCCAUCCAGACAAUGUCAAAAUUGUCACGCGUAGAUAUGGACCCGAAAAUACAGAUUACAGAAACAGUAAAAGUGAAUUUGCCAGAUUAUCCUUUGAUGUCGAUGCUGAUUUCACACCCAUGUUUAAUUGGAACACAAAGCAAGUGUUUGUUACUGUUGUAGCAGAAUAUCAAUCCAAAAACUUUGAUAGAAACUCAGUUGUCAUUUGGGAUAAGAUUGUGACAAGUAAGGAUAAGGCUCAUUUAAAGUUACGUAAUGUUCGCAACAAAUAUGCCUUGAUUGAUGUCAGUCAACAGUGGAACUAUGAGAAGGCAAACUUGACAUUGCAUUGGGAUGUGACACCUUAUGUAGGUAUCCUUCAAGCCGGUCAAUCAUUUACCAGCACUGGAUUUAUCUUGCCUCCCUUUUCUGCCCAGUGAAACCCCUCAUCAUUAAAAAAAAAGUUUUACAUCCCUCACUUGAAACAGCUAUUUUUUUUUUAG